AUGGAGAAAGACUCAAAUGAAAGCGAAUUAUCGGGACACAGAGUAAAAGAAAGAAAAUCCUAUAGCAGUGAUCUGGACGAGGAGGCGAGUGAUGGGAACAGCCAACAAGAAGUUUCUGAGGGCGACCACCAAGAUCGUGAGGAAGAAAAAGAAGUCAAUGCAGUUGUUGAUAAAGCCGAAAACAACGAAACUCAAUCAACAGAAAUCACAUCGAAUGAAGCAGUCCACGACGCGGAUAGGGAAUCAGAAGUAGUGGCAGAGGACAUUUUGCUCGCUACCGCAAACUCGUCAAGCAGAAGAUCAUCGCGCAUCAUGCUUGAUGGUUCUGAAACAAUCGAUGCUAUAAACGAAUCUGAAAUGGAGAUUGACGACGCGGCCGAGGAAAAGAUCAUGGCUCCUGAAAGUACGAUUGUCGACGACGCUCCGAAAAUAGCGCAAGAAUCUAUGGUCAUUUCUUUUGGCGCAGCCGCUGCAGGGGAGGAGGUGCGAGAGCUACGAGCCUAUACACAACGUCCAAAGUGUGAGCAGCAGAACAAAGUUUCAGAAAAAGUGUCUCCCAAGGCAGAUCUGAAAGAAAGCAUCGACUCUAUUGGCACUGUGCAACUUUUGAAGCCGGGCCUGCUAUCCACAGCAAUGGCGAAAAACGAAGAGGAGAACGAUCGUGAUGGAGUUCCAACGGUUGCACUAUCCCCAACCAUGAACGCAAAAAAAAGAAUUGAUGGAAAUGGAGACGAAGAAGUUGGUUGGAGAAGCGAUGAAUAUGACUUGGGAAUGGAUGACGAUUCCAGCUCGCCACCCCAAAAACCAGGUGCCUUUCAGAUUGGAACUCAACAAAAUGGAUCAUUGGCUCUUUCCGAGGAACCCGAUGACUCAAAACAGUCGCCUUCAAACUCACCAAGUUCAAAACUUGCUAAUAGCGGCAGAUCAACCAGCGCCGCCGUCAUUGACGAAGAAUCAUUGCAACGGGAAUUCGACAACAAGUUAAAGGCAGACAUGAUGGUUUCUGCAGAAUAUGACGAAGCUGACAACAAACAAGGAUUCUGGCAGAAGAAUGCAUCGGAAAUUUGUUGCGUGAGCGUGGUAGUCAUUGCUGGUUUGGUUAUUGGGCUUUUCGUCGGACUUGGUCAAGCAUCUAGCCGGAAUGUUGGAAAUAUCACAAAGGCUCCAACAACGAGCCCUACUCUACUGGAUGAUGACCAAUACCUCCAAGUUCUUUUCAGCUCCAUAUCCGGGGACGAGGUAUUUCGCAACCCGAGUUCCCCCCAAUCAAAGGCUUUCAAAAUGAUAUCCCGCGAAAGCCAUGACGACAUAUUCGAUGUGAGGGAAAUUGGUGACCAGUAUUUGGCCGAACGAUACGCUCUUCGGGUUCUGUACUACUCUACAGGAGGCGAUGCAUGGCUCAUCAAUGACCACAAUUUCAAUUCGACGCUGAACACAUGCUCUUGGAUGAACGUAACCCAAGGCAACAGGUUGUUGUGCAAUGAUCUUGGUGAAGUCACGGAUCUAUUUCUUAAUGCCGUGGGGUUGAAUGGAACAAUACCAUCAGAACUGGGGGUUCUGUCAUCUCUUUCUGAGCUCUCAUUAGCAAAGAACAGCCUAUACGGCACAAUUCCCAGUUCUUUAGGGGAAAUGAAAGAUAUGAAAUUCAUGCAACUUGCACUGAACUCUAUUUCUGGCAGUAUUCCGUCCUCCUUUGAAAGAUUUGCAAAGCUCGAACGCUUCAUUAUGCAUGUUAAUAGAUUGUCCGGAUCAUUACCCAACUUAUGGGGCGAUGAGUUCAGACGAUUACGCAUUAAUCGCAACAAAAUCAAUGGAACUAUUCCAGAAAUGCCAAAACAAAUGGCGCUGGAUUGGUUUCAAGUGUCAGACAAUGCUUUCACGGGGACUCUACCACUGAAUUUGGCCACACAGUCAAGGCUUAUCACAUUAGCAAUUUCCAACAAUCGAUUUGAGGGAACAAUACCCAAUGAGUAUAGCGCAUUGACUUUGAUGGAGAACUUCGUCGUUGAUGGCAACAUGCUUUAUGGUACACUUCCUAGUAUGCUUGGAAGAAUGACUGCAGUCGAUUGGUUUUGGGUGCACGGCAAUAAUUUUAGCGGAAGUCUUCCGGCCUCCUUUGAAACUAUGACCAAUGCAACUCAAAUGAAGUACCACAACAACAACUUCAAUGGUACAUUGCCCGAUGAAUGGUCAGCAUUAGAAAGUCUGGUGUCGCUUGAAGUUUUCAACAAUCCAUACCUUGAAGGCACUGUUCCUUCGUCGUAUAUUGGGCUUGAAGCUCUGAAAAGUUUUGCACUCGCAGGGACAAGAAUAUCAGGAGGAUUGAGUGAUACCCUCUGUAAUACCCAGGAGCUUGACUCGUUGUCAGCCGAGUGUGGUGGCGCAACACCAUUCAUCGAGUGUCCAUGUUGUACCACUUGCUGUGAUGGUGAUUUCUGUGCCUUGCAAAACCUCAACGAGACCUGA
Cylindrotheca closterium is the source of this 2466-nucleotide messenger RNA. The record is from the annotation of a GenBank genome assembly. Lineage: Eukaryota; Bacillariophyta; Bacillariophyceae; Bacillariales; Bacillariaceae.